Messenger RNA from Procambarus clarkii (red swamp crayfish), 430 nucleotides. NCBI's taxonomy places the organism in Eukaryota, Metazoa, Arthropoda, Malacostraca, Decapoda, Cambaridae. The record is from RefSeq and is a predicted model, not a curated record.
AUCUUUAUAUUGUUGCAUGUAUUUACUACAGGUGAUAAUGAGAAGGUCAAGAAGCUUGAUGAAUUGGUAACUCAGAUGGCAGGAUUUGAGAAGGUAUAUCCAGUUUGUGGACAAACGUACACCCGUAAGGUGGAUGUAGAAUGUUUGAACGUCUUGGCUUCACUAGGGGCAACUGUUCAUAAGAUUUGCACUGAUAUACGGCUCUUGGCUAAUAUGAAGGAGAUAGAAGAGCCAUUUGAAAGCAGUCAGAUUGGAUCUAGUGCCAUGCCAUAUAAGCGCAAUCCCAUGCGCAGUGAACGCUGUUGUGCCUUGGCACGCCUCCUGAUUGCCUUGCCUUCCAAUUCCCUCAACACUGCAGCAACCCAGUGGAUGGAGCGAACGCUUGAUGAUAGUGCCAACAGGUAAUAGUUUAAUAUCAAUUAGCAUCUUC